Vanrija pseudolonga is the source of this 701-nucleotide messenger RNA. RefSeq lists its product as uncharacterized. Bases 6 to 386 code for a protein of 126 amino acids. Lineage: Eukaryota; Fungi; Basidiomycota; Tremellomycetes; Trichosporonales; Trichosporonaceae. The transcript is spliced from 2 exons. The record is from RefSeq and is a predicted model, not a curated record.
CGACGAUGAGCGCCCCCCAAGCCCCAGCAGCAGCCCUCACGCCAGCAGCCAUAGCCUCCGACCUGCGCGCACUGCAGGCCCUCCCGCCGUCCGUGCUGGCCCAGCUGAUCGACCCGUCCGCCCAGCCGGCGGGCGCGAACCCGCCGGACGCGGCAACGCAACUGAAGACGUACGCUGGCGCCGCGGAGCCCGGCGUCAGCGCGAGCCUGGGCGUCGCGCGCGCGUACGCGGCCGAGAUGCGCGCCCAGGCUGAGCGCCUUGGCGCGCUUGGUGCCGUCGGCGGGGAGGACGACGCCGUCGGCGCGCGCCUGGGCGAGAUCCGGGGCGCUGCCGACGAGGUGCGCGCCGCUGUGGAGGACUAUGCUGCUGCCGUCGAGGGGAGGUAGCGGUGUGAUGACUGGCGACACGGGACACGAGGCAACGACACGGUUGAGACGACACGACGAGGCGGCCCGCGCACAUUGCCGUCAACGGCCACCACACAUUGCGGGGUACUGCUGGGCCAUACGCUGUGUGCGCUACACUGCUGCGAUGCAGAUACGUAACGUAGACGCACAUGGGGGCACUGCCCCGAGGGCAGAGCACAUACCUAGCCCAGCCGUCCAACCACCGCCGCCGCGCGGAACCACCACCUCAAGAGCCACAGGCCCUCGCUCGGCGCUACGCGCCUCGCCCACGCCCCGCCUGAUACUACAACAUGC